This is a messenger RNA of Fomitopsis serialis, 2394 nucleotides long. RefSeq names its product OPT oligopeptide transporter. Gene Ontology annotation, molecular function: oligopeptide transmembrane transporter activity. The record is from RefSeq and is a predicted model, not a curated record. The transcript is spliced from 39 exons. The coding region runs from base 1 to 2394 and encodes 797 amino acids. Gene Ontology annotation, biological process: transmembrane transport. NCBI's taxonomy places the organism in Eukaryota, Fungi, Basidiomycota, Agaricomycetes, Polyporales, Fomitopsidaceae.
AUGGCCCUCUUAGAUCCUGAGCUCGCUCCGAUGGAGGCACAAGACGCCGCCGAGGUCGUCGAGCAGCUCCCGCACAUCGACCAUCGUGCUGACGAGAAGGUCCCGGAUUACGAAUCCAACGAGAACCACGGCGACGAGAAGCACGAGACGAACGAGAAGGCAGGGUCGCUGUCAAGCGGCGCGACCGUCGAUGAGGUAGAGGUUGGCGACAAGGCCCAGCUGUAUGACGAACGCGGCCGUGAGAAGGUCCUCGAGACCGCCGAGGACUUCAGUCGGGCCCUGGUCAGCGGCGACGAUGACCCGGAUCUGAUGAUACAUACGUUCCGCAUGUGGUUCACCGGCGUUGGGCUGGCUGUGUUCGGAGCCGUACUCGGGAUGCUCUUUCAAUUCCGGCCGCAAGUCAUUUCGGUCUCUGCGCUGUUUCUUCAACUACUCGCCUACAUGAUCGGUCGGUUCUUUGAAGCUGUGAUUCCAGGCCCUGGGAGUCGAUGGAACAACGGCAAUCGCCUCUGGAAAUUCCUGAACCCAGGACCGUUCAACAUCAAGGAACACGUCGCUGCUCAGAUCCUUGCCAACACGGCCGCAACAGCAGCGCAGGCUGUCUUUGUCUUUGCAUCCGACGAUCUCUUCUACGGCAUCACUGUCAACCCUGGCAAUGCAAUCUUCACGCUACUCGCCUCCCAGCUUAUUGGCUACGGAUUUGCGGGGAUGUUCCGCGCAUUCUUGGUGUACCCCACGACCAUGCUCUACCCGCAGACGCUGAUCUAUGUCAACCUCUUCGACGUCCUGCACCGAGGCAAAGGCGAUUUGCUUCAGGGCAAACGGUUCCGUUUCUUCUGGAUCGUCACAUUCUUGAUCUUCGUGUACGAGUGGUUCCCUGAGUGGAUCGCGCCCCUGCUCGGCUCGUUCAACAUCGUCUGUCUUUGCGCGCGCAACUCGGAUUGGGUGUCGUACAUCUUCGGAGGCGCAGAGGGAAACGAAGGCAUGGGCUUGAUGGGUUUCGGUCUUGACUGGGCCAAUAUCACGAGUGCGCCGUUCUACCAGCCUCUGGCGACACAGAUCUCCACAUACGUCGGGUGGGCAAUCAACUACGUGCUCCUUCCCGCUAUCUUCGCGUCGAACGCAUGGCACUCGCAGAACUUCCCAUUCAUCUCUCAGUCUUCGGAGGACAUCGGUUAUCGUGGUUCUGUGAUUGAGAAUGGCACGAUCUACGACCAGAACCUUAUCCUGACAGCCGACCAAAGCCUGAACAAGACGGCCUACGAGAUUGUUGGACAGCCAUGGCAGAGUGGAUCUACUGUCAUUUACAACUUUGGUAUCAACCUUUCCAUCGGAGCGAUGUUCGUGCACAUUGGGCUCUGGCAUGGAAAGGAGCUCUGGACAGCGUUCUAUGACUACUUGAGGAACAAGCCCGUCACUGAUCUGCACUAUCAGAAAAUGCAGAUCUACAAGGAAGUUCCGCUGUGGUGGUACGGCGCUGUCACUCUCGGAGCGUUCAUAACUGCUAUGGUCUGCGCUUACACUGAGCACUCGGGCUUGCCUUGGUGGGCGUUGAUUGUCGCUCUCCUGUUCGCUGCCAUGAUCCUGCCCUUUUACGGCGCUAUGUCUGCUGUCGCUGCCUGGUCGACUGGUAUCACGAAUCUAUUCCAAAUCCUUGGUUCGGCUUUAAUCCCGGGUUCCUCUCAGGGGAACAUGUACUUCGAACUCUACUCGAGUCAAUCACUCAUCCAAGCUGCCAGUAUGCUGAGCGACCUUAAGCUCGGCCAGUAUACAAAAUUGCCUCCUCGGGUAACAUUCUCGGUGCAGAUGGCAGGAACGAUCAUCGGUGCAUUGCUCAACUACGUCAUCAUGCAGACGGUUGUUCAGAAUGAGCGAACUAUUCUGCUGAGCAAUGAGGGUACCCGAGUAUGGAGUGGACAACAGAUCCAGUCGUACAACGCGAAUGCCAUCCUCUGGGGUGCCUUGGGCAAGGAGAUUUACGGACCAGGAGGCCCAUACUUCAUCGUUCCCCUCGGUCUUGUUAUCGGUCUCGUGUUGCCUAUUCUUCCUUGGUAUAUCUAUAGGCGCUUCGGCUGGGCAUGGCUCAAGCACGUCAACACGGCAGUACUAGCAGCAUGCAUCGGUGACCUAGCCGGUGGAACCAACGGAUACAUCAACACUUGGAUGUUGAUCGGGCUAACGUCUCACUUCUACAUCCGGAAGUACCGCGCUGGUUGGUUUAGGAAGUACAAUUAUCUGUUCGGCGCCGCUGUAGACGGAGGCUCACAAAUUUUCGUCUUCAUAUUCUCGUUUGCGUUGGCAGGUGCGGGUGGUGUCACGGUUGCGUUCCCGAACUGGGCCCUGAACCCCGUUGGAAACGCGGACUACUGCAAGGUCACGCAGCAAGAAGGCUAA